Molecule: messenger RNA, 1412 nt
Organism: Galendromus occidentalis (western predatory mite)
Lineage: Eukaryota; Metazoa; Arthropoda; Arachnida; Mesostigmata; Phytoseiidae
Product: putative sodium-coupled neutral amino acid transporter 7
Exons: 9
Coding region: 13-1332 (439 amino acids)
Biological process (GO): amino acid transmembrane transport
Cellular component (GO): membrane
Molecular function (GO): L-amino acid transmembrane transporter activity
Source: RefSeq, a predicted model, not a curated record
UCUACUCCCGCGAUGGAGAACGGUCUGCUGGUCUAUCCUGGCGGGGAAUUCCGACGGCACACGAUCGAAGAAGCGCGGUCCUUGGCCAGCGUUCACAUUACGCAAGGGAUAUCGUGGUAUGCGGCAGCUUUUCUCCUAAUCAACGCAGCUCUUGGCGCCGGUAUAUUGCAUUACCCGUUCUGCUACGCGGAAGCAGGAGGAAUCGUGGUCGCCACUGCAGUGCAGAUUGUUAUGCUCCUGCUGCUGUCUUCAACAAUGAUCGUUCUUGCGUCCGCGGCUGAUCUCGAAGGCGACAAUACAUACCACGAUGUGUUGCGAACCACAUGCGGUGUCAUGGCACAGAAGGCGGCUGCUCUAUCGGUGCUGCUCGCGUGCUAUGGCGUUUCGGUCACGUUUAUGGUCAUCAUCGGUGAUCAAUACGACAGAUUAUUCCUCUCGCUCCACGGGAGUCGUUUCUGUGAUUCGUUCCAUCUCCGUCGGGAGUUCACGAUAAUGGCGACAUCUGUACUAUGCAUAUUACCUCUGUGUUUCUUCAAGAAACUGGAUUUCCUCAAAUACGCAAGUACACUCGGAGUCUUCGUUAUGUUCUACCCGGUUCUCCUAACAGCCUUAGCAUUCAGCGGAGUUUCGACCUUGGUUGACCGAGAGACUAGCCUCACGGACUUACUCGACUCAGCCAUCAAAGUCAUUCCAACCGUAUGUUUCGCGUACCAAACGCAUGAAGUUGUCAUACCGAUUUACGCGAAUCUCGGACGACGGAGCCUCGGCAACAUGUCAUUGGCCACCGCAUUGUGCAUGCUGACGCUGUUCGCCGUCUACAGUACGACCGGAGUUCUCGGCUAUCUGACAUUCGGGGCCGCCGUCCGGCCCGACAUCAUGCAGAAUUUCGAUGCGAACUCGCCGUGGGUUCUUCUGGGAAUGGCUGCCUUGAUCGUGAAAAUGAUAGCGACAUACCCUCUCUUGGUCGUUUGUGGGGGGAAAAUUCUGGAGGAUAUGUCCCCAUGGGCCAGUACGGACUCCAGAAGGAUUUUCUUGAACAUUUGUUGGUUCUUCUCGACCCUCGUGGCCGCGACCACGAUAUCGAACCUUGCCGAUAUCAUCGAAUACAUCGGGGCUCUGGCCUGUGCCAACAUCUUUGUCUUUCCGGGUUGUUGUUUGCUCGGCGCCUCUCUGCAAAGGGAGCGAUUCAAAGUGAAAAGGCCCAUUCCAGUUUUUCUCUUCGGGCUCGUUCUGGUCCUCAUUGGUCUAGCGCUGGCUCUCUUGGUGACCUUACACAAAGUUUUCUCCGAGGACCACUCAGUCGAAACGCUGCUAUGCAUUCCCCGAUCUUAGACGCUGCUGAACAAGUUUGUGAUGUACAUACAUAUUAGGAAGCCCUUGUGAUAGAGUCCAUGCCAAAGCAACUGUGAUCA